UCAUUAGAUAUAAUGUGCUUUUUCAUUCUUUCUUUCUUUUUUUUUUUUUUAAACAUGUAUGACAAAUAAAAUCGCUGUGAAAAUGCGUUCAGUGUUGGCAUCAUGACAACAUAGAGACUGGUAACUUAGGUUGAUAUAAACUGUAAUUGAAACAUUUCAAAACAACAGUGUCAUGAUCAGGACAAAAUGUUACUGAUAUGACUCAUCCUCAUGCUUGAAAAGACACCCCCCCACCAAAAAAAACCCAACAAGAUUUGCAAAUGGACAAAUGUAGGAGCGAAGAAAGUAAAAAGGAUUGUCCACAAGAAAUCCUGUGUUGGACCAAAGCACAUUUAUAAUAAAGGCCUAGGGACUAUGCUACCUGGGGGUCACCCUAGCUACCUUGGGCUCUGGGAUAGAGACGGCUCAAGGUACAUUGUAUUGGAUGGGGGCCCUCUCAGAUGACUUUGUCCUGGGCCUGGCAAGCUGUCUUGAAAGCUGGGAGCCGCUGGGCCACAUCCCAGUUUGGCCUAUCCAUCAAUACGUCGGACACCUCAGUUUAUCCUGAUUAUCAAAACAACAAAGUUCAUAUUGCAAGCUGUGCAAUGUCACAGGAGGUAUGGAUGAGUCCAGGCUAGCAUAUCCCAUUAUACUUACAUUGCUUCAUACUCAGAGGCAGACAUCCCGGGAGCAGGAAGAGAAAGGCCUGCCUCCAGCCAACCCACGACUGGUUCUCCACCACACCCCUGGCCUUCAGAACUAGAAAUCUAUCAAAUUACCGGUGUAUUUAAUGUCUUUCUCUUUACAAUUGUUUGUCAUUAUGGUCACAAUCUAAAUAUCUGCGUCAACCUGUGUUGUGAGUAAAGAUUUUCAAAGCAUAGGGCCAACAUACCAGAUAUGACAAAGGCAUUUUCAACUAAUGUCAAGGAGGUCAAAGGUCAAUUGGUACAACAAUUUCAUGUAAAUGUAAACCACUCGAAUGUGAUCACUUUGAAAACUAAUUAAUACCGCAGUGUGUAGCUAUUCCUAGCAACACACAGUGACUCUGUCAUCGGCAUAUAAUGUCUGAUAUCAUUCGUGCAAGCAUGCAAACAAAGAAAAACAUGGCUGGUUAUGCCUUUCUCGUUCAUAGUCCAAGACAAUUGCUCUCAUUGCACGCGUAAGUUCAGACACCAAGGACAGAAGGCACAGAGAAACCACCUGCACAGGACCAGAGGAUCCCGAAUGUUUUUAGAGCUCCAGGACCCGCACCACCAAGUGAAGACGGUAUGGACCACAAGUGCGAGCUGUGCGGCCUCGUCUUUGAGACGCGACGUGGCCUGUCCAGUCACGCGCGCUGCCACCUGCGGCAGCUGGGCGUGUCGGUGUCGGACAGUAGCGGGGCGCCCAUCGAGCUGCUGUACCGGCUGAUUGAGGAGCGGGAUGGUGCUCUGCCCAGACCACCGCCUCGGGCCAAAAAGCAGAAUGACAAGCCGGGAGGACCUAUUGCGUACCAAGGUUUCAAGAGGAAUGGCCAGGCACAGGGCACACUGAACAUGAAGGCCUCCAACCAGGUGCGCAAGAAGUACAGCCUCUUCUCCGCCCACUUCAACCGAAAACCCCCCACCCCCACCGCCGGGGCAGUCCCCUCUGCCACUGCCUCCAUGGCCACCGCCUCUCGGCAGCUGACCCUGUCGCCGCUGUCCGCCGGAGUGGUGAAGAAGAUCGCCAUCUCGCCGUCCUCCUCGUCAUCCUCGGCCUUCGCUCUCUCGCCCCUGGGGGUCAAGCAACCGCGGCCGACACGGGAGAAGGCUGGUGGAGGUGCUCAGGACUCAGACGGCCCUCUAAACCUGGCGACGGGGGACCCCUCUAGCCGCGACAACGUCCACGUGUGCGAGCUGUGCGGCGCCUGGUUCGAGGCGCGCAAGGGCCUGUCCAGUCACGCCCGUGCCCACCUCCGCAGUUUCGGGAUCGAGUCUGCCGAGGCCAAGGGCGCCCCUAUCGACACUCUUCACACGUUCAUGGCUAGCCGAGGCAUCAAGUCCCUAGCCAACGCUCCUGCCGUCAAAGUCAAGGAGGAGGAGUCUGCCACGGCCAUCUCAGCCAAACGCCCUGCUCCAACCUCCCCCUCGGUCAAGACGGCAGCGUAUUCUUCGGGGGUCAAGCGGUUCAAAGCCUCAGAUUUGAAGAUUCUUGAUAAUUACUCAAGAAGUGGUGACUCCACCCCGGGGGGGAGCGUUGUGUGCGAGUUUUGCGGUGAGCUGUUCGUGCGCGCCCAGAGUCUGUCCAGUCACGCCCGCGGCCACCUGCGCCAGCUGGGCAUCACCGAGUGGACCGUCAUGGGCUCACCCAUGGCCACCCUGCGACGGGUCAUGGCCCAGCGUGGGGUCACCAGCAUCCUGAAGCUGCCAGGCACCCCCCAGGCCUCCCCUCGCAACAGCAGCAGCAGCAGCAGCCCUCUCAAGAUCCCCCCGCACUCUGUCGGCUCGCUCAAGGUGCCAAGCCCCCUCAAGACACACACUGCCAGAGCCUCCACCUCUGCUGCUGCGGUUCCGCAGAAGGCGCGUAAGGGCAUGCGCCUGGUGACCAAGCCCAAGGACGAGCCCAUGGAGGUGGACGUGAGUGAGGUGAUCGCGGCCCCAUAUGCGACUCUCAGGACCGAGUCUGGUGCUGCCUCUCGGUCACCUUUGAAAAUUCCCAAGACUGAGCCCGUGGACCCCAACCAGCCCGUAGAGUGCACCUACUGCCAGGAGAUGUUCGACAGCCGCAAAGCCCUCUCGUGCCACGCCCGUGCCCACCUGCGGCAGCUGGGGGUGCGGUGGCCCGCCCAGGCCUCGCCCAUCGACACCCUGCACCAGCUGAUGGAGCGAGAGGGCACGGCACGCUCCCCGGACGACAAGCCCGAGCCGGUCAGCCCGGUCCGGCGGCAGAGCGCCUCCCCAGUCACCUUCACGCCACCCCAGCCCCCCGCAGCGGGGGGGAAGGCAUCCUCCGAUGCCUUCGAGUACACGUGCGAGCUGUGCGGCUUUGACUUUGAGAACCGCAAGGCGCUGGCGAGCCACGCGCGGGCCCACCUGCGGCAGCAGGGGGUGGAGUGGCCGGCCAACGUGUCCCCCAUCGAGACCCUCUCCACCUGGAUGCAGCGGCACCCCGCCAAGGUGGCCGAGCUCCACAAGCGCUACAUGAGGGGAGACCUGCCGCAAGUCAGCCGGAGGAAGAGCUCGGUGAAUCGGAGUGACUCUGAGGCGACGGCCAGCGACUCGGAAGCGAGUCUCCAGAAGACCUCCUCCUUCACCACCUCCUCCUCCUCCAGGUCUGCAGGGUCCUCCUCAUCCUCCUCGCGCUCCUCAGGCAGUAAAGGAGACAAGAACAGCCAGGGGGCAGCAGAGCACACGCGAUCACUCAGAGGUGGUGAUCGUCGCAGUACAAAGACCGCGGCGGAAAACAAGGCCCAGGAGGAGAAGUCAAAGCCCUCCCGCUCAGGCAACAUCCCCUCCCUGGUCCCCAGACCGCCUGAAUCCCCACUGGUCAAACAGGUCGGGAAGGUCUACUGCCUCAAAUGCAGGUUCUGUGAGCGUGAGUUCCGCGGGCCGCUGUCGGUGCAGGAGGACUGGGUGAGGCACCUCCAGGAGCACAUCCUCAACCUGAAGAAGGAGCAGAGGCAAGCAGCCGCCGCACAGAGCAGCUCACCUCCUCUCCUCACCCCACAACCUGUAUGAGGCAGCACACACACACACAAUGACUAAACAGCCUCAUGGGACACACA
Messenger RNA from Engraulis encrasicolus (European anchovy), 3724 nucleotides. RefSeq names its product WIZ zinc finger a (gene wiza). Gene Ontology annotation, molecular function: DNA-binding transcription factor activity, RNA polymerase II-specific; RNA polymerase II cis-regulatory region sequence-specific DNA binding. The record is from RefSeq and is a predicted model, not a curated record. The coding region runs from base 1248 to 3677 and encodes 809 amino acids. Gene Ontology annotation, cellular component: nucleus. The transcript is spliced from 13 exons. NCBI's taxonomy places the organism in Eukaryota, Metazoa, Chordata, Actinopteri, Clupeiformes, Engraulidae. Gene Ontology annotation, biological process: regulation of transcription by RNA polymerase II.